Molecule: messenger RNA, 1024 nt
Organism: Biomphalaria glabrata
Lineage: Eukaryota; Metazoa; Mollusca; Gastropoda; Planorbidae
Exons: 2
Coding region: 190-522 (110 amino acids)
Source: RefSeq, a predicted model, not a curated record
UACAGCAUUGAUAUCGCACGCAGAUUGAGGAAUUUUGUUCUUGAUAUAUUUCCAACUGACCCAAGGCAACUUGCUAACUUUUCAUCUAUAACUGGUCAAGUGUGUUAUAAUCAGACAGCACCCCUCGAUCCAGGAACAUUUAACUUUACAUGCCCUGUCCCUAUUGUGGGUAGAUACGUUCGCCUAAUUAUGAGAGCUGGAUACCAGAACUUCUUGCACAUCUGUGAAAUGGAAGUGCUAGUCAGUAGACCCAGCUCCAAUUUGGAAGAAAACUAUUUCAGCAGACAAGUAGGCACUGCACUAUCUGAUGCACCAAUCAUGACAAUGACUGCCAGUGACCCGCUCUACUGUCUCCAAGAAUGCUUAAUUCGUAGGUACACUAUCUUCUGUACUGCCUUCAACUGGGUCACUUCUACAGGGUCAUGUCAACUGUUUAGUGUUAAUAUCUUUCUGAACUGGACCGAUAGACUUGUAUUUACACCGGAGACGUAUUUUUUUAUUCAGAACAAUGCUACUCUGUAAGACACUUGUGUAUAAUUGUUUUGAUUGUGCACUAUUUAAUCCAUAAUAUACCAAGAGGGGACACGCCGGGGCCCCGUAAGGUUGAUUUUUCUUGAUCAUUAUCUAACUAUAAUAUUUAUAUUUAGUUUACUCUAGAAUUGUGUAUGUGUAACCUAAAAUCGUGUGCUAAUAAAUAUAUAAUUAUAGUUAAAAGACAAAAAAGAGCUUUGGGUCUUGGUCGGACUUCCUUGGUAUGGUAUGUAGUAAAGUCUGAUUGCUGUUAAGUCUUUUCUUUACAUGAUCUGAACUCUGUUAUAUUUUGAAAACCUCUUUGAUUUUAUUUUUGUUCUACUGGCAUCAUUUGAAGAAGAUGAUUUCUGAUAAUGCUAUUUGAAGUUAUUAGCUAUGUUCUUUAAAUUUGUGUACUAAAAUUAAUUUCUUAAUUAUAAUAUUGCGUGGAGUGAUACUACUACCAUACUAACUACUAAAACAGAAGAAAAUUCCUAAAAAAUUGUUGAUGUGU